Molecule: messenger RNA, 634 nt
Organism: Phycomyces blakesleeanus NRRL 1555(-)
Lineage: Eukaryota; Fungi; Mucoromycota; Mucoromycetes; Mucorales; Phycomycetaceae
Exons: 6
Coding region: 6-416 (136 amino acids)
Biological process (GO): protein targeting to vacuole; late endosome to vacuole transport via multivesicular body sorting pathway
Cellular component (GO): Vps55/Vps68 complex; fungal-type vacuole membrane
Source: RefSeq, a predicted model, not a curated record
UUGAAAUGACUUUGAAUGAGAACAGAAGUGUAUUUAUCUGUCAGUCAGGAUGUUGUUGUUUUCCGGGAGGGUUUAGUAAAGCCAAUCGCAGAAUAAUCGGUGUGUAUUUUUCUGGUGUACUUUUUACUCUUGCAUGGUGGAUCUUUGUGGAUGGCGUAAUCACUUCUGCAAGAAUGCUAGAGAACCCUGCUCCACCUGGAUUUGAAGAUUGGGCAUCAGGAAUCGUUCUUACUCUUGGAAUGAUCAUUGUGCAUUCGAUAGAUUUACAAUCACUGAGAUCAGAUAGUGAUAUGUAUAGCUAUGACAGUGAUUAUAGCAGAGUAUGGUUUUGUCGUCUUAUGAUGUUCUUGGGAUCUACUAUGCUGGCGGGUGGACUUGUUGGCUCAGUGGUUGUUCUUGUGUUCAAUCAAAGAUAGUGUUGCUGUAGCCAAGGUUGUUUACUUGGAUUCAAUAGAACACUUCUUCUGUGGGCUGUACCAAGGCAAACAGACGAUUAUAUGGGUAUUAGCUAGAUUAAGGACAAGAAUUAUACAAUCAAAAUUCGAGGAAUGUAUAUUCCUUUCUUUUUUAUAUAUAUACAUCUUGUAAUUAAGCAACUACAAUAUACCUCUCUCUCUCUUCCUUUUCUCUCUAU